Chroicocephalus ridibundus (black-headed gull) is the source of this 1756-nucleotide messenger RNA. RefSeq names its product NSL1 component of MIS12 kinetochore complex (gene NSL1). Gene Ontology annotation, biological process: mitotic sister chromatid segregation. The transcript is spliced from 6 exons. The record is from RefSeq and is a predicted model, not a curated record. Gene Ontology annotation, cellular component: MIS12/MIND type complex; kinetochore. NCBI's taxonomy places the organism in Eukaryota, Metazoa, Chordata, Aves, Charadriiformes, Laridae. Bases 16 to 945 code for a protein of 309 amino acids.
ACCACCGCUGCCGCCAUGCUGCGCCUGGGUCUGAGGGGAAGAGGCGGGAAGGCGGCGGGUUCUGCUUCCGGGCCGGCAUUUUCCCUGCGUCCGAGGCGGGAAAUGGCUGCCGGCCCAGCGUCGCCGUUGUUGCCGCCGCCGCCUCCGCAGGAGGCGGGCGCGGGGCAGCCGCCUCCCAGCCCGGCCGCCGCCGUCUGGCGGGACCCGCGAGUGCGGUGCUGCUCCCGGCGCGGCCUGGGCGAGGUGAUGGCGCUCUGCGCCCCCUUCGUGCGGGCCCUGGCCCAGGGGCAGCCGGGCGGGUCCGCCGCCGCGGGAGACGCGCUAUGGAACUUUGAAACAGCGGUGCGGGAGAAUGUUACGAUUAACGGGCAGCCCUGGGAGGAGACUUCGGAGGACUGCAAGCUGCAGAGCGGUUCCAGCAUCAAAAUUCUUGAAGAUCAAUUUGAUGAACUAAUAGUAGAGACAACAACAAAACGUAAACAGUGGCCUAAAAAAAUACUGAUGCAUGCUAUCCAAACCAUGAAAGCAGAGCAAGAGAUGCUGAAGCUCUACCAGCCUUUUGUAACACCAGAAGAGAUAAGAUUGCAGCCUUCUCAAGAUGCUUACAUCACAGAUUUGAAGCAGGUGACAGAAAUGGCAUCCAAAGAGAUCGGUGCGGCAAUGAAGUCUCUCCCAGCGCUAAUAGAAAGAGCAGAAGGUUUUUCCCAAGCGUUAACUUGGCAACCAACCUUGGAACUCAGCAAGCUGCGGCAAGAAGUCUUUGCUGGUUGCAAGGCGAAGGAGGAGAAGAAUGUCCAAAAUCUCAUAUCACCAGGAGAAGUCACACCAACAGAUGCUGAUACCAGGAAAAAUCCUUGUGUUUUGCUAAAAAGAAAAAAAGCUGCAGAUUCACCAACAAGAAGACGCUACCCGCUUCGACGCAGGAAAAUUGCUCUCAGUGCAUGAAUUUCUCAUUUGGUAUUUUCAGAUUGGAAACUCAGUUGUACUCUUGUUCAGUGCGCUCAGUCUUUUUUUCUUAAACCUUUGUCUCCUUCUAAUUUUAGUGCUAUACAUGGGAGCUUCCUUAAUUAUCUUGUCUUUGCUCUUUUUAAAUAUUUCCGUUUUUACUGUCAUACCGAUGGUAUAUGAAAGCCUGUGCGUACCAGUAACAUCUGAUAUCCAACAAGUACAUUUGCUGAUUAACACUCAUUUUUUUGCUCUUUUAUUACAGCAUUUAGCUUGAGUCGUCAUGCUUCUCAGAGUUGUGCACAUGCUUUAUGUACAUGGGCAGUCUUUUAGUAAACCACUAAAUGCUCGUUUACAUUAAGCAUGCACCUUCAUUUAUUACUGAGGUGGGUGGGUAUUUUUUUAUAAAUAAAUGAAAAAGAAAUUCACACUGGAGCGUAUUGAAAACACCAAAUUUGAUAUGAUGUUACAGUUUUUAGAAAAUCCAUGCGCAAAUGUGACACUGGUCCCUGCUAUUCCACCUUUCCUGCAUUUAGGUCAGCUGGACUUAUUUAUGGUCCUGUUUGUUUAAACUUGGAUUUUUAGUAAUUGUAUAUAUUUACUUGCAGUGUGCCCUUCUGGACAAGGAUUUGACCAUGCACAUCUUACCAUCUGGUAUUUCGUUUCAUGUAAUGCAAUUAUGCUGUCUGGGGUUUUCCGGGACAAUAUUUCUGCAAAUUACAGGAUUUUGACUUGGGUCAUGUACGCAUUUGUGAUGUUUCCCUGAGCUUUAAAGAUCAUUAUAGGCUACCAAUAAAUGGUAUUAAGUUGA